AUUGAUAUUUAUUAAAAUAUAAGUAUAUUUAUAAUUAUAAUUCGAAAUCAUGAAUACUUGUAAGAUACCGGUGCCAGUCGACGAUAGUGAUGGUGAUCACAGGUGGUUAAGUAUUCAUAAUCGGUUCCUUUCCGAAAGUAAAGAAAAAGAUGCCGAUGUUAUUUUUAUAGGAGAUUCAAUAGUGCAAGCCCUUCAACAUACUGAUGUUUGGAAUGAACUUUUUGUUCCUUUACAUUGUUUAAAUUUCGGAAUUCAUAGGGAUAAAAUAGAAAACGUGCUGUGGCGAAUUCAGAAUGGGGAACUAGAUAAUGUAAAACCUAAAGUUAUUAUUUUGCAUGUUGGUACAAAUAAUCUUUCAAAUACACCUGAAGAAAUAAGGGAUGGACUUAUGGAACUAAUAGAAAUUAUUAGAAAAAAGCAUCCAAAUGUUUACAUUGUUGUUCCGACUUUAUUGCCUAGAGGUCAAAACCCAAACCCAGUCAGAGAAAAAAUAUCCAGGGUCAACAAACUUCUAAAAGCAUCACUAGACAGUCAAUUUAAAAUAGAACUGGUAACUAUUGAUAAUGGAUUUGUUCGUACAGAUGGAACAAUUAGUCAUCAUGAUAUGUAUGAUUAUUUAUUGUUGACAAAUUCUGGUUGUAAAAAAGCAUUUGAACCAGUCUAUGACCUCUUGUUGCAGCUGUUAAGCGAUGGUGAACCAGAAAAUGACCUUACCCCCUCAGAGUAAAUAAACUGCGAUAUUGUCAAAUUGUUGGGCAAGAAUAAUUACUUUCUUAAAAUAUAUUUUUAUAAGCAAAUAGAUCUUUUAAGUUAAAGUUUAUAUAUUGAUUCAUAGCAUUCUGAAAACAAAAGAUUUUAAAAUAGUUUAAUUUUGCAGCAUAUUUUCUUAUCCAUAUUCUAUUAUCGACUCUUAUCCUUACUUAGGAUCACAGUGGGUUUAUAUAACACAGUACAUAUACUGUAUAAAUCAAAAUAUUGAUUUUAUAAAUGCUAGAAAAUCC
Messenger RNA from Diabrotica balteata, 1001 nucleotides. NCBI's taxonomy places the organism in Eukaryota, Metazoa, Arthropoda, Insecta, Coleoptera, Chrysomelidae. The record is from the annotation of a GenBank genome assembly.